This is a messenger RNA of Moneuplotes crassus, 491 nucleotides long. Lineage: Eukaryota; Ciliophora; Spirotrichea; Euplotida; Euplotidae. The record is from the annotation of a GenBank genome assembly.
GCGAUAACAUAAGAAAUGGCAUCAAGAAAUUACUCCAGAAUGAUCUCCUUCAAGAUUGAGUCUGAUAAAAAUGACUCUGAGUCUAAUGUAGAUUUUGAGGACCGGUCCCUGUUUAAUAUAAAGAGGACAUUGGAGGACCGUAGGGGUACUGAUAAUAGCCAACGCCUUCUACUCCAACAUCAGGAUAGCCUUAAGAAGAAGGUUAUGCGUAAGAACACAGCUGUACCUUCUAAUGCUUUACUUUCCCCUAUCAAAGACAAGAGAAGUGGGAAAGACUUCUCAUUUUAUCUCCCAAAACUGAAGAAAAAGGCACCAAACUACAGAGAAGUUAUCAAGAAGACUAGAUUUGAAAAUGAGUGGCCAGCAAUAGAUGCUCCACCUGUGCACUAUAAUUCCGACGAGAAGCAUGACUCAUACUGGGAAUUGGUCGCUAAAGAAGUGUUGUUUGGGAAUAAAAACAUGAUGAGAAUAUAUACAUAAAUUCCUCCAAG